UCAAGGGACGACGCUGGCUGCAGCGGAGCUGCAAGACCGCGCUUCUGCCACGCGGCGGCGCAGUUCCGGCCGGUGUCCAGCAGGCGGCGUCGUAGGGCUGUCCCGCCGGCCAGGCUGCCCGCCGUGUGGGCAGGAGCAGCGGCGGCGGCAGCGGCGAGCGCGUUCGCGUCGUGCAGCUGCUGCCUCCGGCCAGGGCGCGAAGCCGGUAGCCGCGGGCAUGGAGGAGCAGGCGGCCGGGCGCCCCCCGCCAGCAGCCUGAGGACGCCCCCCGGCCGCCGCCGCCUGCCCAGUAUGGCCCUCCCGCUGCUCCUGGUGGCCGCCCUUCUGGCCCGCCGGGGAGGCGGCACCGAGAAGCCAGAUGAUCAUUCCAAAGUAUUUCCCGCAGGGGUUGGAUCUGCCGACACACAAGAUCCUGGCUAUGACGUCGUUCACCCCGUCAAGGUGGACGAGCGAGGCUUUUUCCUCUCUUACAACCUGUCCUACCGCUCGCUGUACAAAAGGGCCAUCUCCUCGAGGAAUCGCCCGCUUGCUUUCUACAAGCUGUACCACCGAGGGCAGGAGCUGAUGUUCAACCUGAGCCUGAACAGCCGCCUCCUGGCUCCCGGCUUCGUCAGUGAGAGACGGUUUGGAGGCAUCGCCCACGCCAAGAUCCAGGCUUACAAGCAGAACUUGUGUCAUAUGAUCGGGUCCGUUCAGAACCAGGAACAAGAAAGUGGAUUGGCUGCUCUAAGUACCUGUGAUGGGCUGAAAGGAGUCUUCCGGCUGGCUAACGAAGACUUCUUUAUCGAGCCACUGCCUGAGAGCAACUCCAGGGAGAAGGCGGCCCAUCCCCACAGGAUAUAUAGACGCCACGUCCCAGAUUAUGAGGCCGAAGAGUUUAUUUCAGUCGUGAGCAUGAAACAAGACAGGAAGCAGUCUGCCGUUGUCAGGAUGUGUGGGGUCCAAGAAAGCCUCGAGACCUCUGAGAAGCAGAGAGAGAAGUGGGAGGAGAAGCGGCGGAGGAAGCGGCGGAUCAAGCAGCGCUCUGUCAGCAAGGAGAAGUGGGUGGAGACCCUGGUGGUGGCCGACACCAAGAUGGUCAAGUAUCAUGGCAGCGAGAACGUCGAGAAGUACGUCCUGACGGUCAUGAACAUGGUGGCCGGAAUGUUCCACGAUGCCAGCAUUGGGAACCCUAUCCAUGUUUCCAUUGUGCGCCUUAUCUUCCUGGAAGAAGAAGAGGACGACCUGAAAAUCACUCACCACGCAGACAACACCUUGAGAAGUUUCUGCAAGUGGCAGAAGGCCAUCAAUGUGAAGGGGGACGACCAUCCGCUGCACCACGACGUGGCUGUCCUGCUCACAAGGAAAGACCUCUGUGCCGCCAUGAACCGUCCCUGUGAGACUCUCGGCCUGUCUCACGUCUCCGGCAUGUGCCAGCCUCACAGGAGCUGCAACAUCAACGAGGACACGGGGCUCCCUUUGGCCUUCACUGUGGCUCACGAACUUGGACACAGUUUUGGGAUUCAGCAUGACGGAAGCGGCAAUGACUGUGAGCCAGUUGGGAAAAGACCUUUCAUCAUGUCUCCACAGCUCCUGUACGACACCUCGCCACUCACCUGGUCCCACUGCAGCAGGGAGUACAUCACCCGCUUCCUCGACCGGGGCUGGGGGCUCUGCCUGGACGACCCACCGGCCAAAGAUGUGAUCGACUUCCCCUCCAUCCCUCCGGGAGUCCUCUACGAUGUCAGCCAUCAGUGCCGGCUCCAGUAUGGUGCCUACUCCACCUACUGUGAAGAUAUGGAUAGUGUCUGCAGCACGCUGUGGUGCUCCGUGGGGAACACGUGUCACUCCAAGCUGGACGCAGCGGUCGAUGGCACCAAAUGCGACGAGGGCAAGUGGUGCUUCAAUGGGGAAUGUGUCCACAUGGGAUACCGCCCUGAGUCCAUCAACGGAGGCUGGGCGGCUUGGAGUUCCUGGGCGGCCUGUUCUCGGACCUGUGGGGCGGGCGUGCAGAACGCAGAGCGGCAGUGCAACAGCCCCACGCCAAAGUACGGUGGGAAGUAUUGCCUGGGGGAGAGGAAGCGCUUCAGGGUUUGCAACACCAAGCCCUGCCCCUCCGACGGACCCUCUUUCCGCCAACUCCAAUGCAGCCGCUUCAACGGCAGAGCCUACAAGGGGAAGCUGUACAAAUGGACCCCACUCCCUAAUAACAUUAACCCUUGCGAACUUCACUGUCGCCCGGAGAACGAGUACUUUGCAGAAAAGCUCCGCGACGCUGUCAUCGACGGGACCCCGUGUCACGAAGGAAACUCGAGCCGAGACAUGUGCAUUAAUGGGAUCUGUAAGAAUGUCGGUUGUGACUAUGAGAUUGACUCCUACGCCGUGGAGGAUCGAUGCGGCGUUUGUCGUGGAGACGGGUCGACCUGCGAGACCGUCAAGAAGACCUUUGAGGAGAGCGAUGGGCUGGGCUACGUUGAUGUUGGGCUCAUCCCAGCUGGUGCACGAGAGAUCCAAAUCGAGGAGGUGGCGGAAGCAGAGAAUUUCCUGGCUUUGAGAAGCGAAGAUCCAGAGAAAUACUUCCUGAAUGGCGGCUGGACCAUCCAAUGGAACGGCGAUUACAAGGUGGCCGGGACCACCUUCACCUACGAGAGAACUGGGAACUGGGAGAACCUCACGUCUCCAGGCCCCACGGAGGAGCCAGUGUGGAUUCAGCUCUUAUUCCAGGAGAAGAACCCAGGAGUCCGCUAUCAAUACACCAUUCAAAGGGAAUCUGAGAACGAGAACGAGAUCACGCCGGCCGAAUUCUUUUGGCAAUAUGGACCCUGGACAAAAUGCACAGCCACCUGUGGCACAGGGGUCCAGCGGCAGGUUGUGCACUGCAUGGAGAAAGUGGCUGGGAUGGUGGAGGAGCACUACUGCAACGUCCUUAGCCGGCCGGACGACAAGCAGAAGAGUUGCAGUGAGGAGCCGUGCCCUGCCAGGUGGUGGGCUGGCGAGUGGCAGGCGUGUUCUGCCACUUGUGGGGACACUGGGCUGAUGAAGAGGACCAUCCUCUGCAUCCAGAGCGUGGCGCUGGAUGAGCAGCGGGCUCUGCAAGCCAGCAAAUGCCAACAUCUCUCCAAGCCGGAUGCCACGGCCCCCUGCAACCGAGAGGUCCUCUGCCCGGCUCGGUGGCUGGCUGGCAAUUGGUCCAAGUGUUCGGUCACAUGUGGAAGUGGGAUACAGCAUCGCCUGGUGUACUGCCCCAAUAAUACCAGAGCCAGCUGUGAUCCGGGGCAAAGACCAGCCUCUGAAAUUGCCUGUUCGUUGCUGCCCUGCUGGAACAAGAUCGAGAGCAUCUUCCCAGACUGGUCAGGCUCUGGUUCCUCGAGCCGGGAGCUGUACAAUGAGAUCAAUUUCAUCCCAAGCCACCCCAUCCCUCGAUUUAGCCCUUUGUCACCCAAAUCUGAAGACCUCAAUGCCAUAAGGGAAGAAGACUUUUCGCCCGGCAACAACAAAAAGGGAAACGUUUUUGUGGAUGAUUUUUACUAUGAUUACAAUUUUAUCAACUUCCAUGAAGAUCUGUCUUACGACCCAGCGGACGCCAAGGGUAGUGAGAGAGAGGACUUGUUGCCGGAUGUUGGGGUGAAGAAGGUCAGCAACGUGAAAGAGGACCCUCAAGAAAUGGCUCCUGAUUCUCUCUCUACUGUAAAGCUAGAGAUGGACCAUGGAAGCCCAACAUCUCCAGCUGUUGGGCAGAAUAGCAAAGGGGUAACCAGUGGGUUUCAAGAGCAUAGCACUGCUGUCAGUUGGCAUGGUUCUUUGGGUACAGCCGUUGCUGUCUCUCCGACCUCCUCCAUGGCAGUUAAUGUGAAGGAGAACCCAACAGCCAUUUGGGGAGAUCUUCCUUCUUCCACUUCUGCAGCUGCAACGGAUUUCCCUUCUGGCACCAACACCCAUGUAUCUGUCAAUCGUGCCCAAGAAGACACCACACAUUGGGAAGGGAAGGUAGCAAACAAGGCCCCCUCUGUGAUCUUCCCUUACUUGACCCCCCUGACUCCAACCGUACCUUCUGUUGAGGGCAGCCCCAGUCAAGACCAUGAGUUUAGCACUCGCAAGAGCUGGAAGGAAGACGUUGGAGGCUCAAAGGUCCCAUAUCUCAGCACCAUCGAAGACAAUGGCUUGUUGGGCCGUGGAGAAGGUGGUGGUGCAGACCAGGCCAUCGUUGAUCUCAAAGAUGAUGUUGGUGAUGGACGCAGAAUGGAAGAAGCCCUGGUUAGGACAGUUGCGGCAGGAACUGCAGAAACAGCAUCAAAGGGGACACAUGGGAACUUCAUUUCUCCACUACCUGGUCCUACUGAAACCACUCUUCACCUUCCAGCUCAGGUCCCAAGCGAGACAAGCAGGAAGCCUGAGGAUGGUGUGAGUCCGUACGAUGUGGCAAACAGCAAGAGACUUGCAGCAGAUGCACAGGACCUCCAACACUCUCCUGCUGAUGUAGUCAAGGCCAAGGGCGAGUCUCCCUCCCUGGAGCCCACACCCACCUUUCCAUAUGAGCCACCUGGGCUUGACAGCAAUACAGUUGAGAGGCAGCCCCCUUCCAGCCGCGUUCUGCUCAUGCCACACAGUCCCAACUCACUGGGGCGGCAGCUGCCGACUGAGCCGACAUCCUUGGAGUGGGGGCCCUCCUCCCCUGGCUCUGUCCCUUCCAUGCCACCUGCACCAAGGCGGAAGGAGGAGUCUGUUGGAAUGAAAACCAAGUGGGAUGCUGAGCAUAUCCCUCCCAGUGUGGGGGACCAGGGACUCUCUGGGGGCAGAAAUAAAAGUGCCCCCCAUGGGGCUCACUGGAUUAUUGCAAGCAGCCAUGGAGGCCUCGGGCCCAGGCCCACGACUGCAAGGCACCAGGAGGAAAAGGAGGACAGGACGCUCUCGGUGGCUCCUCCAGCUACCGUCGCAGCUGCUCUGAAUGCCAGCUGGGAAGCUGGAAACUGGAGUGAGUGCUCCACCACAUGCGGCCUGGGCGCCAUUUGGAGAACAGUGCGCUGCAGCACAGGGCAGGAGCAAGACUGCAGCCCAGCCCGGAAGCCCAUCCCUGCCCGGAGGUGCUACUUGAGGCCAUGUUCUAGCUGGCGCGUCGGGAACUGGAGCAAAUGCUCCAGGACCUGUGGAGGCGGUGUGAAAGUCCGGGACACCCAGUGCGUCGACAGCAGGGACCAGCGGCCCCUCCGCCCCUUCCACUGCCAGGCUGUGCUGUACAAGCCCCUCACCCAGAUGCCCUGCAAUAGCAAGCUGUGCCUUGGCUGGUACACCUCUACCUGGAGAGAGUGCUCUGAGCUGUGUGGAGGAGGGGAGCAAGAACGCCUGGUGACCUGCCCGGAAUUUGGACGGUGCGACGAAGCCCUCCGCCCGAACAACACCAGGCCUUGCAACGUCCACCCCUGCACCAAGUGGACAGUGGGAUCCUGGGGGCAGUGCACGGCCAUGUGUGGGGGAGGCAUCCAGAAGAGGCAGGUGAAAUGUAUGAACACCAAGACUGGGGAGGUGGAAGAAGACAGCAGCCUUUGUGACCACGAACCGUGGCCGGAGAACACGCAGAAGUGCAACCCCCAGGACUGCAGCCCCAGCCCACCAAGUUUUGCCUGCGAGCGCGACAGGCUCUCCUUCAGCUUCUGCCAGACGCUGCUCUUCCUGGGCAGGUGCCACCUCCCUACCGUCAGCCUCCAGUGCUGCCAGACGUGCCGUCAGCAGGGCCAUGGCCCCCGGGACCGUGGGAACGAGCGGGCUUCCCGGAAGUGAGCACUCCCAUCACCCCAGGACCCUUUCAGGCACAAAGAAGCCAGCGGUGGCCUCGGGGAGAAACGGCUGCCUAAGACGCCUCGCGGGCUGCUUUGAAGGCAGCUCAGCCACCGUCUCUGUCCAAUUGCUCUCCUCUCCUUCCUCCCAUGGGACCUUGGCUGGUGCUGUUCACCGAGAUUGGACAGGCAUGGUGCUUUAACUCCAGUUCCUCUCACCAAACUGCCCUCAGGGCUACCCAAGUCUGCUGCCCUCCAAUGCGCAGCAGAGGAGAAUCUGCUCUGCAAGGCCACGCGCUGUACCCUACAAAAGCAAUAACUCUUGGCAUGAUCUCAGAAACAUAUCUGGUGCUAUCGUCGGGUAUAUUCAGGUUUCACUCGGUGUUGGCGGGCCAGCACGAAACUCUUGACUUGAGUGAUUUCUUUUUUAAAAAAACAAACAGGAAACACACGCAAUUUUUUUUUUAUUUUGUAAGAACGGGCAUCCAAGUCGCUUGACUGUUUGGUUGCAUUCGUUGUGAUAGGGAUGCCUUUCUGCCUGGUGGUUGGUGGGAGGAGCUCAAAGCGGCAGAGAAAUGUCCCCCAUUUCAAACUCGCUGAGCCAGCUGGUCAUCACACUUGCUCUAGCUGGGAGGACCAAAGCAUUGGGGUUAAGAGUUGUUUGGUUUUCACUCAAGGUUGAACUAAAGCUAACCUCUCUGGCUUGAGUCUUUGAAUAAUAGAACUGUAGAGUUGGAAGGGACCACGAGGGUCGUUUGGUCCAACCCCCUGCAAUGCAGGAAUCUGUGGGGCUCAAACCCACGAACCUGAGAUUAAGAGUCUCAUGAUCUACCGACUGAACAAUCCUCCAUAUCUAAUGCCCUGUUCUCUGGCUCAGCAGUUCAAUAUCUGUCAGGGUGAGCUGCCCUUUCUCUCUAGACUGCUAACUUGGUUACCCUGAAAAAGCCCAAGACUAUCAAGAUCAGUUUCUGGUUCCCACCCCCACGCCAAUUAUGUAGCCCUGGAAGUUGGGACUGCAUUUGUAGUAUUGUAUCAAUAUCCUUAUUGUCAAGAAGGCACCUGAUUUAAGAACACUUCAUUGCUUUCUAUCAUGCACUGAUAGUUUCAUUUGUGGUAUUUAGCAUGUGUUAAGCAAGGAAAAGGAAGCCUGUGGCCUUCCAAGCAUUGUUGGGACUACAUCAUCCCUGUGUCAGGACCCUGACCAAUGGCCUUGCUGGCUGCUGUGAACUGGAGCUCAACAUCUGGGGGGAGCCCAGAGGUAGGGAUGUUGGGAAAUUCCAGUGGAUGAAGAAAUGGGUGGUACUUCCUUCUUCCUUCCAUGUGUGGAAUGGUAAUCAAUCCAGCAAAUAUGAUCAGGACUCCACUGUUGUUGUUUUCAGUUCACAGCAACAGUCAUGUUAUAUAUGGACAUCGUAACCAAAACCCCAUUCUUUCAGGGUGCAAAGGUGGCAUAACACCAAAAUCCUUCAGUAGUUAAGUUAUACUUUGCCAAUGUGUUUUUUCUAGAAGUCCAAUAAGGCCUCAUCAUUCUACUUGUGUCAGGGAUACACCCUCUCUGAAAGGAUCAUUGUAGACUUUCUAUGAAUAUGGAAUUAACAUGUCAUUAUUAUUUUUUAAAUAAAAAAUACAUGGGAAAUCAUCUGGCCCUGAAGAUUUAUUGUUCCUUAACUUGGAAUUUUCAUAUGGAGUGAAUUUUUCUCAUCCAAAAUGGCCUUAUGUUACAGGUUUGUUUUCAUUCUAGCCAAGUAAUUUGCAAAUCCAUUGAAGACUGAUUUAUAUAAUUUGGCAUAAUAUUAUGUGAACUUUUGAUGAAUGCACUUGAAGUAUAUGACUAGAGAACAUUUUCGUUCUUCUUUGAAAGCUGAUAAUGUCAAGGUUUGAUUGCCAGAUCCACAGCAUUUCUGAUGUAGAUCAAUCAAAGAUUUGGUUAUUUAGUGUGAAUAGUUAUAAAUUGCUCCCAAGGCAUGGUGGGUAACAUAUACCUUGCAGUGUGAAAGCCAAUAAGUACCAGCAGAACUAGCCGUGGAUCAGUUGCACUAUGUCAACACCAGACCAAGGCUGUCUUCUUGUCUCUGUCUAGGGGGAGUGACAAAACCAAUUACCGUAUUGAAGACCACAUCCAAAUUUCUUCUCUCCCAUGCUAGCCAUGGAAUUUCCCCAGUGAUUCAGCACAGAUACAUGGGAAUAAGAAAAACAACCAACUCUUUUCCAAGGAGAUGUUAUGGAGGAGUGUCUUUUUAAUUUUUUUUAAAAUGUCUGUAGCUCUCAAGUGUGUUAAAUUAAAUUGUUAUAACAAAGUA
Molecule: messenger RNA, 8050 nt
Organism: Podarcis muralis (Common wall lizard)
Lineage: Eukaryota; Metazoa; Chordata; Lepidosauria; Squamata; Lacertidae
Source: RefSeq, a predicted model, not a curated record